Molecule: messenger RNA, 965 nt
Organism: Coccinella septempunctata (seven-spotted ladybird)
Lineage: Eukaryota; Metazoa; Arthropoda; Insecta; Coleoptera; Coccinellidae
Product: proteasome subunit alpha type-6-like
Exons: 1
Coding region: 123-863 (246 amino acids)
Biological process (GO): ubiquitin-dependent protein catabolic process
Cellular component (GO): cytosol; nucleus; proteasome core complex
Source: RefSeq, a predicted model, not a curated record
UAUAAGAAAAUAUCGAAAAAUAAUAUUGCCGAGUAAUCGUACCACUAUUGUUGUGUGUAGCUUCCCAAAGUUUUCAAUUAAUUAAUUCAUUAAUUUCUAAAAGAUAGUAAAUUUUCGACGAAAUGUCUAGAGGUAGCAGCGCUGGUUUUGAUCGCCACAUAACUAUUUUCUCUCCAGAAGGACGCCUGUACCAAGUCGAAUAUGCCUUUAAAGCCAUCAAUCAAGCGGGUUUAACAUCAGUAGCUGUUAAAGGCACAGAUACUGCAGUAUGUGUUACCCAGAGAAAAAUUCCUGAUAAAUUGAUUGAUCCUGCUACCAUAACUCACCUUUUUCAACUAACAGAUUCUGCUGGUUGUGUCAUGACUGGGAUGAUGGCCGAUAGUAAAUCUCAAGUUCAAAGAGCUAGAUAUGAAGCUGCCCAAUUUAAAUACAAGUAUGGGUACGAGAUGCCUGCCGAUACUUUAUGCAGAAGAAUAGCUGACAUUUCUCAAGUAUACACACAAAAUGCCGAAAUGAGACCUCUUGGUUGUUCUAUGGUAAUUAUAGCGUAUGACGAUGAACUGGGACCUUGUGUUAUGAAAACAGAUCCAGCUGGUUACUAUUGUGGAUAUAAAGCUGUUAGUGUUGGAGCCAAGCAAACUGAAGCUAAUAGUUAUUUAGAAAAGAAAUUGAAGAAAAAUAAAGAAUUGAAAGGGGAUGAUGUUGUACAGCUUGCAAUUUCUUGUCUGAGCAGUGUACUAUCUGUUGAUUUCAAACCAACUGAAAUAGAAAUUGGUAUUGUGACAGAAGAUCAACGAAAGUUCAGAAAAUUGGAAGAGUCUGAAAUUGAGAGACACCUUACUGCAAUCGCUGAACGUGAUUAAUAAAUCACAAUGGUUAAAUUUUAAUUAACAGUUGAUAUAAGAUUCAUUUGUGUUUUUCAUACACUAUAAAGGUAUUGAAAUAAUAAAUUUUCUAUGUGAAAA